AUGAGAAGCCCGCGCUGCGCCCGCCUGCUGCUCCUGCUGCUGCUGCCGCCGCUGCUGCUCACACCUCCCGCCGGCGACGCCGCGGUCAUCACCGGGGCCUGCGACAGGGACCCCCAGUGUGGUGGAGGCAUGUGCUGUGCUGUUAGUAUCUGGGUUAAGAGCAUACGGAUUUGCACACCGAUGGGCAAAGUGGGAGACAGUUGCCAUCCGAUGACUCGUAAAGUUCCAUUUUUUGGGCGGAGAAUGCAUCACACGUGUCCAUGCCUGCCCGGCUUGGCCUGUUCACGGACUUCGUUUAACCGAUAUACUUGUUUAGCCCGGAAGUAAUCACUUUAGAGGAGAUGCUUUGAGUGUGAACAACCACACAAUGUCUAAAGCCUGUUCACCUGUGAUUGUGUCAAACAGAUAAUAUGCCAGAAAGAAAUGCUAUUGCUUCCUCAGUUCUCUAAGUCACAUUUCCCUCUUUGAUUUUUAAAUGAUGUUGUACUUUUUUUUUUUUUUGAUUGAAAGGGGAUUUAUAUUUUGAAUAGAAACAUAAAGUGCAGGACAUUAUGGAACAGUUCUCAUUUCCCUGUUUGUGUUUUCAUUUGGCUUUUUUUUAAAAAUGCCAAUAACUCACCCAUUUUCACAAAAGUGCAGAGAAUACAAAUCUGUAAUUUUGUUACAGAAAUUUUUUUUCCCUAAACAUACCCUGCCCCCAGCCCUGCCCCACCACUCACACACACACACACACACACACACACACACACACACACACACCGGGUCUCUUUCCUUCAUUCCCCAAUGAGUUUUAAGACUCUUAUUUUAUUGUUUGGCAUUUCCCUCCCUGACCCUCUAGCAUUUUAAAGUGAGAAUCCAUAUCCUUGAGCUUGCUGGCAGAAUUACUGAUGAGAAUCAAGCUUUUUUGCCUGAUACUUAAACAGUGGAAAGAAUGUGUAGUUGAACCAGAUACCCUAAACUUCUCUUAUAGGAAGUAGAGAUGGGGCUGCUUCUGAACUUUGACUGAACCUGCUUGUGUAAGUGGGUGCCAGGUCUGCGGUUGACCAGUGUAAGGACAGAGAGAAUGGGAAGUCAAAUUAAUUUAGUCCAGAUUUAUAGAUUUGGGAUUUUUUCUUAAAAGACAUUUCCAGUACAAUACUACAUUUAUUUCUUUUUCUUUUUAUAAAGAUUUUGUUUUAACAAAAGUCUCCUAGUUAGAGAUGUUCCAGAAAAUGUCACUUGAAGAAGAUGUGUUGAUUUUAAUCUGGCAUAACACGAGUUACCAUGUUAAAAUCAGUAUUAAGUUGUCAUUCAAAUUUUAUCUGUAACCCGAAGGUCUGUUGUGAUGGAUUGCCUGAUCCUGUCAUUUGUACAUACCACUAUUGCUGUGUAAAAAUUCUGUAUCAGAAUGACAGUACUGUAUAUCAUUUGAUUUAUUUUUAAUAUUAUAUCCUUAUUUUUGUCACAGUUGUCAGUUUUUAUUACAAGCGGAUUUCUAUAUAGUCCAUAUUAAAAAAAUGGGUAAAGACUCCAGAGUUGGUAAUAUAGCCCUAACCGUGUGCAGAUUUUCCUUUUACAUGCAGGAAAGUUCUGUUUGCAUGAGUUUUAUGAUAGUACAGAAAUAAUGUAUAAAUCGGUGAGGUUUGGGGGAAUGAAGGAAAAUUAUGACAUGCAUAACUGUAAUCAAAAUGGACUCAUGACAUUUCACUGUCUUGAUUCAGCAAAUAGUAAUGGGUGUUGAUCAUCAGUGGUUAGGCAGGGUGCUAGGUCCUGGCGAUGCCAGUGAAGCCUGGCCUUGAAAAAAACC
Capra hircus (goat) is the source of this 1786-nucleotide messenger RNA. RefSeq names its product prokineticin 2 (gene PROK2). The transcript has 3 exons. Lineage: Eukaryota; Metazoa; Chordata; Mammalia; Artiodactyla; Bovidae. The record is from RefSeq and is a predicted model, not a curated record. The coding region runs from base 1 to 327 and encodes 108 amino acids.